AUGAACCAAAAAAUAAUCAUUCUCCGCCAGCUACUGGAUCAUUUACGAAAAUUUAUUAUCAAUCUGUUUGAAACAACUUCGGCCCAUGGGCUGCGACAUUUGGUUCGGUACGGUGUGCAUACGAUCGAAAGACUCGUAUGGAUCACGUGCAUCUCGAUUGGCAUUUUCGGUGUAGUGGCUCUAGCCCAACGAAUCUGGUACCGCUAUCAAACCUCUCCAGUUGUGAUUUCUAUGGAUCGUAACAUGUACUUUUGGAACACGAGCUUUCCCAGUCUGACUGUUUGCUCGCACCGUCGAAUCGACGAACGAAAAGUUGAACAAUACAUCGAUGAUCAUCCGGACAAGUUUGCUGCCGAUGGCGAUGCCGAAGACUUUAAAGAAUUCAUCAUCAAACUGGCGAAUGCAUCGUACGACACCUUUCUGGAUUUGCCUAUGCACAAAAGCUACGGAAUAGCCAGUUCCGAGUAUUUGAAUCUCAUUCACAAUCUCUCGUUACCGUUUCAACCAUCGAUUAGCACCGGAACUACUCUAUAUUUAGAAUUACAACCCACCGUCACCGAGCUGGGGCUAUGUCUGUCGGUCAAUUCGAAGAUAGCAGAAUACAGCUCCUAUCACUACUGGAAAAACCAACGGUGGGAUAUGAUUCCUACUAAGCCAACCGUAGUGGUUCACCCUUUGGACGGAGAAGUGUACGGUCAGUUGAUCAAGCUGGAAAAUUCAUAUGAAGUGUACUUCCACGGAUGCUUGGAAGUGCCGGAAGUCUCCAAACGGCGUUAUUCCUUUUUGGAAGCAUUCUACACCACCGUUGAGCUUCUGGCUCUAGAGAUUAAGACAUCGCCUCAAGCGAGGGAACUUUCCAUUUCGCAGCGACAGUGUCGUUUCACCCAUGAAGCAGACAUUCUACAGUUUAGUCCAGUAUACAGUUACAAUCAAUGCAGGGUAGAGUGUAGGAUGAGGCUAGCGGUGAAGUAUUGCGGAUGCGUUCCACAUUUCUACAGACACAUUGGUGAGUACGCAAAGCUUCGAAGUAAUUUGCGUUAG
Molecule: messenger RNA, 1041 nt
Organism: Ochlerotatus camptorhynchus
Lineage: Eukaryota; Metazoa; Arthropoda; Insecta; Diptera; Culicidae
Gene: ppk9
Product: pickpocket 9
Exons: 2
Coding region: 1-1041 (346 amino acids)
Biological process (GO): sodium ion transmembrane transport
Cellular component (GO): plasma membrane
Molecular function (GO): ligand-gated sodium channel activity
Source: RefSeq, a predicted model, not a curated record